Molecule: messenger RNA, 2505 nt
Organism: Brassica rapa (field mustard)
Lineage: Eukaryota; Viridiplantae; Streptophyta; Magnoliopsida; Brassicales; Brassicaceae
Molecular function (GO): nucleic acid binding; RNA-DNA hybrid ribonuclease activity
Source: RefSeq, a predicted model, not a curated record
AUGACGGAGUUCAGACCUAUUAGCCUCUGUAACGUUAGUUACAAGAUCAUAUCGAAACUGCUAUCUAAGAGACUCAAGAGAGUUCUUCCUGAGCUGAUUUCGGAGACUCAAUCUGCCUUUGUGGCACGACGUUUGAUCACAGAUAAUAUUUUACUUGCGCAAGAGAACUUCCACGCCCUCCGGACAAACACCAGAGCUAGAGAAGAAUUUAUGGCCAUCAAGACGGACAUGAGCAAAGCGUACGACAGGGUGGAAUGGAGUUUUAUCCGGACCUUAAUGCUGCGUUUGGGGUUUGCAGAAAAGUUGGUUGAUCUUAUUAUGUUUUGUGUUACAUCGAUCUCCUAUCAAGUGAUCAUUAAUGGAGAACCCAGGGGUAAAAUUAUACCCACGAGAGGUUUGAGGCAGGGAGACCCAUUAUCCCCGUUCCUUUUCAUCUUGUGCACUGAAGCUCUGAUCUCCCUUCUUAAAGGAGCGGAGGAUGAGAAGCGCAUCUUAGGACUACGUGUGGCUCGGGCCAGCCCCCGGAUAUCUCAUCUUCUCUUUGCGGACGAUAGCCUUUUUUUCUGCAAAGCAGAAGUGAGACAGUGCAAGGAAAUUUUAGACAUCUUGGACUCAUAUGGAAAAGCUUCGGGACAGCAACUAAAUGCGACUAAAUCUUCCAUCAUUUUUGGAAAUAAGGUCGAUCAAAACAUAAAGCAGAAUAUAAAGGCUGUUCUUGGGAUUACUACUGAAGGUGGGAUGGGCAAAUACCUAGGACUCCCAGAGCAAAUUUGUGGCUCUAAGAUGAAAGUUUUCUCUUACGUACAAGACCGUCUUAAUGGAUGUGUUACCUCGUGGUCCGCUAGAUUACUCUCGAAAGGGGGUAAAGAGGUUCAAAUAAAAUCUGUGGCGCAAGCUGUGCCGACAUACAAUAUGUCGUGCUACUUGCUUCCACAAGGCAUUGUGGAGAAACUAAAGAGUGCUAUCUCAAACUUUUGGUGGAGCUCGAGCCAAAACAACCGAGGAUUACACUGGAUUGCAUGGGACAAGAUAUGUGUUCCACAUGAUCAAGGUGGACUUGGUUUUUUGGACCUACACGACUUUAAUAUCGCCCUAUUAGCAAAACAACUUUGGAGAUUGAUCCAGUUUCCAAAGUCUCUGCUUGCUCGAGUCUUGAGAGGACGGUACUAUAAUCGAUCAAGCCCCUUGAAAGAUCGGAAGGUCUACUCACCCUCAUAUGGCUGGCGUAGCAUUAUGGCAGCAAAACCACUCCUCAAAUCGGGCCUACGAAAGACUAUUGGAGCAGGACAAAACACAUGUGUUUGGUCUGAGCCUUGGAUUCCGGACAUUGAGGCUCGCCCGCCGAGACCAUCCAAUCAAAUCACUCAUAGACACCCAAAACUCCUUGUCCACUCCUUCAUUAGGCGUGAUACAAGGGAUUGGGAUACUAACCUGUUACUAGAAUACUUUCAUUCUGAGGAUAUCCCGUUAAUACUCAAACUACGACCAAGUAAUACGUGGUCUAUGGAUGGGUAUGCGUGGAACUUUACAAAGUCGGGCGUUUACUCAGUAAAAUCAGGAUAUCAACGUUUACAGAAGACUAAACCAUGUGAUGACGAAGCUCAGAUUGUACAACCAAGUAUCACUGGUUUACAGAGCCAUGUGUGGAGUAUCCCCGCUCCCGGGAAGAUGAAACACUUUAUGUGGCAAGCUUUGACAGGAUGUAUUGCUACAGCCGAAAGACUUGCAUAUAGACACUUGGGAACCGAUAGGAGCUGUCCUAGAUGCGGUGACCCUGAGGAAACCAUUAAUCACCUCCUCUUUGAAUGCCCCCGGCUCUCCAGGUGUGGGCUUUAUCGGACUAUCCGUCCCUUCCGGGUUACUUCCCGAGCUCGCAAUGAUAAAUUUUUCAAUGGUAAGGAUAUCUCCCCAUUGGAUACCCUCCAGCUAGCUUCCCUCGAAGCUGACUGUUGGAGGAAAGCAAAUUUACUGGAGGAGGGAGAAGAAGAGGAGCAACAUCCUACUCCGUCACUGGUUUCGACUUCUUCUGUGGACCCCCAACGUCCGACCUGCCAAAUCGAUGCAUCAUGGAUCGAGAAUAGCACGGUUAGUGGCUUAGGGUGGUUCUACAAGGAUCAAAUGGGAGUCGAAAGAUUUGGCCUACAAGGAUGCAGGAAAAGCCUAUCAGCUCUCCAUGCAGAGAUGGAAGGACUCAUAUGGUCGAUGUCCUGCUUACGAGAGUUACAGUACACCGUGAUUCAUAUCGAGACUGACUGUUCGGACCUGGUGGACAUGAUUUCGAACCCUACUGACUGGCCGGCUUUUGCCUCCGAGUUAGUUUCCUUUCGACUUUUACGAGCCGGUUUCUUGGAGUUCAGUAUCAGCCGCAUACCGAGGACAAGAAAUUCUCGUGCAGAUUCUCUCGCCAAGGAAGCAAGAUGUAGCGGUGUUCUCUUUUCCCAUAUUGAUCAGACUCAGUCGGACAGAGCGUCUCUUCGGAACGACUCAAACCCGACUACCACUUGA